Messenger RNA from Bicyclus anynana (squinting bush brown), 4288 nucleotides. RefSeq names its product GATA-binding factor C (gene grn). NCBI's taxonomy places the organism in Eukaryota, Metazoa, Arthropoda, Insecta, Lepidoptera, Nymphalidae. The transcript is spliced from 8 exons. The record is from RefSeq and is a predicted model, not a curated record. Gene Ontology annotation, biological process: cell fate commitment; positive regulation of transcription by RNA polymerase II; negative regulation of transcription by RNA polymerase II. Bases 450 to 1883 code for a protein of 477 amino acids. Gene Ontology annotation, molecular function: DNA-binding transcription factor activity, RNA polymerase II-specific; RNA polymerase II cis-regulatory region sequence-specific DNA binding; zinc ion binding.
CAUACGACGGGUUUAGUGUCGGGUUGCGUCCCAACGACGCCGCUUCACGUGCGGUCGCUUGUCUACCCGCGCCGCGCCUGCGCAAUGAACUAUCAAACUGCUCUCAUUCAAAACACCAUAAUCUAAACAUCUACAUCUCACCUAUCCAUUAGCUGCUUAUAAAUAAAUAAAUUAUUUAUUGUGACCUGUGAUGUUGCGUCUAACUAAAAUGGACUUUACGGAAUGGAGCCUAUGAUUUCAGUGUGUUAUGAUAAUACAGUGAUUAUAAGUGAUAGUGAACGAUAUUUCAGUGAUAUACAUCUGAGAAGGACAUUAAAGAUACGGGUAUGAGUCGGUGAACGUUACCGGUCCGGGUGACGAUUGACCGGCUGUACGGACUCAACUCAAGCGCUUGACUCUGAAAUGCGGAUAGCGGUGCGGACUUAAAGUGCGUGUGUAAAAAGCGAUGCAUGGUUUGUGAGGUCGGAGCGGCGGCCAUGGACAUGAGCGGCGAGGGCGGCGGAGCGGGCGCGGCGCAGCAGCGCUGGUACGACAGCCGCGUCAACGGCAGCCCGGGCGGCGACGUCGGCUCCGAGGCCAACGGGGACUUCUUCCACUCGCCGCUGGAGGGCGGCCACCACAGCCGCGCCCGCUACUACCACCAGCAGAUGCACGCACCCUACUCGCCGGCGGUCGGCUCGCACGGUCGGACGCUGAGCGGCGGCAGCGGGCAGGUCUGCAGGCCGCACUUCCACACGCCGCUGCACCCCUGGCUCGACUCCAAAGCGCUCGGCAGCGGAGCCUGGGGCGGGGGGUUCCAGCAAGACACGCCCGCUGACAAGCCCCUCUCGCCCGCGCAGCAUCCUCACCCCCAUCCUCUGUUCUCCUUCCCCCCCACGCCGCCGAAAGACUCGACGCCGGAUUCCGUGGCGGCGGCGGCGCUGGGCCAGCAGGACUACCAGGCUGCCGUCGCGCACGCCACGGCCAUGAGCGUCGCGUUCAUGCAGCAGCAGCAAGAGCUGCCGUUGUGUGGUGACGUCAAGCCCAUGAUGGGCGUGCCCCCCUCCAAACAACGCGAAGGUGCGCAGCCCGACACGUGUCCCCAAGAGAGCCAGCCCUCCGGGGAGUACAACGCGCAGUACAACAGCGACUAUUACAACUACCAGGGGAAGGGGUAUAGCGGGCAGCAGCAGAGUAAGCCUCGCCCGAACAAGACGCGAACGAGCGCCGAGGGUCGAGAAUGCGUCAACUGCGGUGCGACGAGUACGCCCUUAUGGCGGCGCGACGGCACCGGCCACUACCUCUGCAAUGCUUGCGGACUCUACUACAAGAUGAACGGACAGAACCGACCCCUCAUCAAGCCCAAGCGGAGACUGGUGAGUUCGCUGCAGAGCGCGGCGCGGCGGGCGGGCACCUCGUGCGCUAACUGCAAGACCACGACCACGACGCUGUGGAGGCGCAACCAGAACGGAGAGCCGGUGUGCAACGCGUGUGGACUUUACUACAAACUGCAUAAUGUAAACCGACCGUUAACAAUGAAGAAAGAAGGCAUCCAGACGAGGAACCGCAAGCUUAGCAGUAAAAGUAAGAAGAAGAAGGGAGGCAUGGGGAUGGGCAUGGGUGGUGGCGGUGCGUGUGCUCUAGCUUUGGGCGGGGUCAUGGGCGACAUGAUCAAACCCCUCGGCGAUGCUACCAAAGGCUUUGGGGGCUCGGCGUUUCCAUCAGCUAUGGAUUUCGGUCAGCAUCAAGUAGGCUUAGUACACCCAGCGGCGGCUCACAUGUCCCACUGGUACGGCGCGCCGCACCAGGGCUUCGCCCCCCCGCCAACGUCACACAACCCCUACCAUCACCAUCACCUCGCGCAAUUAAAUUCUAUGACCGGCUGGAGGAGUGAAUAUACGUGAUAAGUCAACCAAACAAGAGCAUAACUCGGUAUGUCGGUGAUUAUGUAGGCAUAAAGUCCCUCGGACGGAGCGACCCAAAACAAAGGCAUCACAAAAAUAGAACCUGUGAUUCCACCCGUAGUAAUAAACAUAAAUGUUACUUUGCUUUAACAGUGAAAUGUUUAAUGACGUUUUAUGUAAUCUAAAGGUGCUGAUAGACUUGACCAUUUAUUUGUAACAGAAAAUCGAGCAUUCGCCGUUUUUGGAGUUUACUCGUACUCCUUAAAAAUCGAUCAAAUAUAGCCCCCAGUAUAAAAAAAAAUAUGGGCAGUAAAAUUCGAUGAACGAAUGUCAGCGUUUUGUGCGCAACCUAUUCUGCGCACAUUUCACUUUUCAGGCGUAGGUAUUGAGACGUACAUAGUGUAUGCUGCGGGGCAACAUACACCUAUUUAGACAGUCGAUCUGAAAGAGUAAACUCCAUUCGUACGUCGGAGCUGACACACAGUUUUAUAUAUUUGUCGAAUUGAACAACGAGCCGAGCCAAGCAUAGAGCCAAAUAUUACUACGAACAUUUUGAGAAUUCUAGCUCUACUCGAUGUUUCCAUUCCUAACAAAUCUGCUCGCUAGAAUGCUCGCCAGAACGCUUGAUAGAAUACUCACUAAAAUGUUAUCGUAUUUUUCUGUGAUGUAAUAUUCGCACAUCAAUUGCUCAUUACAAGUGAAUGCUCAAGUCUAUCAGCACCUUAAUAAAGUUACUGUGAUGGUUCGAAGCGCCUAAAUUAACGCAUUCUAACAUGAUACCAUAUAAAAUGAACUGUUACAUUUAUGUCGAAAGUCAAGGUGCGUAAUAUUACGUCAUAAACGUCAUAUAACGUUUUGCGUUAAAAGUUUUAAUUACUUACUCAUUGACACGUCACACUAAUUUAUAAGACUGUUGGACAGAAUUGAUGUUUGUAACGCUAUACGAACGCACAUUAUCUGCAACAUGAAUUGAAGAACAUAUCUGAUGCGUAAAUAAAAACCCAAUGUGGUUUCCCAGUGAAAUGCUUUUAUAUUCCGUCAUAUUGUUCCCUACAAGUAUUGAAAUCUAUGCGUUGUGUUACAUUGAACUGCCUGAUUAACUGAAAUAGUUUUCUCUUAGCAAACAAUUUAUUUGAUUAAAUUACAUACAAGUUGCGGUUUUUGCGUUUGCGUAAUUUAGGAAGUCGACUGAAAAUUAAAUUUAAAUAUUUUUUCUGGAAUAAAACAUCGUUCGUAUUUCCUACAGACCAUUAUAAUUAUAGAUCUACAGAUUGUGUUAUUUUUAUUAAGGAGCAAAGAUGCCUUAUGCUAUUGUAAUGUAUGUUUCGCGUUUUUCAGACAACGCUACUCUUAAAGCUCUUUGACACGUUUGCGUUUGCGUUCAUCCAUGAUUUUGAUUUUGCGACAACGCAACGCUACGUCAAAGUUGACGACGUUAUAAUAAGGAAUGCGUUUUGUUUCAAUUAUAAUUUAAAAAAUGAAGUUACGAAAAAUUUGUGUUGUUUGUAGAAUGAGGUAGUUCAGUGUGACACGAUUCUUUGAUUAUUUUACAUGAUAAAGUAACUAGCGAAAUUGUACAGUAUUAUAAUAUAGAUAAGGUCGGUUACUAUGUCCGCUUAGAUGAUUUAUAUAAAUAUAUAAGUAGGUACUGUUCGUAAACAAUUUAUGUAUUUUGUACAUAAUAUUAUAUUAAGUUAUAUUCCGUUCCUGUAUAGAUUGUUUUUAUUAUUGUGUUAUUGUAUUUAAUUUUGAACUGUUCAGUUCGCUAUAGGAAUUGUGAUGUGUUCAAAAAAAAUAUUCCACAUAUUUCUUUUGUAAAUUCGAUUCGUGUAGUCUUAUGGAAACGCAAUAGUAAUUUAUAUAAAUAGUUGUAAUUCGUGCGAGUUGUAAAUAAAUUUACGGUAAAAUAUUGUCAGCAUGGAGGACUGUUCACGGAUUCGUCACCCGAAAGUUUCUUAUUUGAUUCUCUUGAAGGUCACAGAAUUGGGUUAUCACCAAAUUAUUGUAAAUUUAUAUAUUGAUAUUUUUGUUUAAAAAUAAAUUAUUACAGCAUUUUCUAUAACGGUACGUACCUUCAUAAAAUUAAGAUAAUAUUGUGUGGCCAUAAAUUUACCGUGAAACAUUGUUUUUAAGAGUGUUGAUUAAAAAAAUUAAAUUACCUACAAUUUAUCUCUCAAAAACAAUAUUUCCAUACCCAAAAAGUAUGUAAAUAUAAAAGAAAAUGUAAAUGACCUUAGAAAAUAAAAUUAUCAAAAUAAUAAAAAUAUGUAAAUUAGAGAUCACCGCAAAACAGCCUGUAACAAUAUCCCGUACCUAAAGUUUUUAGUUUUUAAAACAAAACAUUGUGAAGUUGUGUAUUUUAAAUAAAAUUGCGAAUAAAUUAUCAAUACUUAUUGAUAUUUCAA